This is a messenger RNA of Gadus morhua (Atlantic cod), 2522 nucleotides long. It is a transcript of the gene hoxb1b, whose product is annotated as homeobox B1b. NCBI's taxonomy places the organism in Eukaryota, Metazoa, Chordata, Actinopteri, Gadiformes, Gadidae. Gene Ontology annotation, cellular component: nucleus. The record is from RefSeq and is a predicted model, not a curated record. Gene Ontology annotation, molecular function: DNA-binding transcription factor activity, RNA polymerase II-specific; RNA polymerase II cis-regulatory region sequence-specific DNA binding. The coding region runs from base 1301 to 2203 and encodes 300 amino acids. Gene Ontology annotation, biological process: regulation of transcription by RNA polymerase II. The transcript has 2 exons.
AUUCAGGGAAUUGUCCUGCUCAAGUGUAACGAGUUGGAGGGACCUGGUGGAAAACAUUUCCAGAGGUCGAGUUUUUAUUUGCCCAUGUGCAGCUAUAGCAAGCAAUUUAAUAUGAUUUAUUACCAUAUGUAUUUAUGGAUUUUAUUGUUCAAUGCCUCUAAUUUGGUGUCAUUAUUUUUUUUAUUAGAACUAGGCCUAUUUAAAACAAUCGCUCGUUUAUAGGGAAUUUGCUAAAGUGUGCACCUUAAUUGCUUUAAAUAAUGUGUUUAACCAAGGAUUUCACAGUACUUUAUAGGCUAUACCUAUUCAAUUAUAGCUCCAAUAACGCGUGCGGAUGAGCAGCAGUCCGGGCAUACUGAGAUGGAAACGCCAUACUAUUUGGCAUAGGCCUAUGUAGCCGGUGAACUCGUUAAUGCUGUUCGUCGAUGUUUACUAGGUCAUAUAAACGUAAUUUAGACUUCUCUCCUGGACCCCAACACGCCAUGCUCUUGAAUGUUUCUUUGUUCUUGUAUGGGCAUAUUGGGUAGCAGGGCAUGUCAAUCUCACACAACAGCAAAUGAUGGAUCACUGAAUUAAUUGAGCAGCGAGAAGAGUAUUUCAAUUAGGCCUCCGUGUUGGCCAAUGUGUUGAAAAGGCUUCAGAAUUAGACUGCAGAAAAUAGUAACCAUCUAGUAGGGCUUCCGUAUUUUCGAUACAUCUUUAGAUAGAUACAAUUGCCUGUAGGCUACGGGUUUGUUUUUAUACGAGGUCUGAGCCGCAGGAAACACACUGUCGGUAUAAAAAAGAGGCUUCAUAUUUUGGUUCAAAUAAUAAUUAUAGCCUUUAAGAAAAAGUAGAUAUAGAUCUUAAAUGUCUUCAGUAGGCCAUAGCCUUUACCCUUCUGUAUAACUGGAAACUUUAAUUAAAUUACUUAGGCCUAUGCCUACCCCUCAUUAGACUUUGUUCACCUCCUUGCUGAUAUUUAUAUUAGUUGUGUUUCCUUCUACAAAUGAAACCCUCUAGCCUGAAAAAUGUGUUUGAUGUUUAUAUUCUUAUCAGAUGGAGGGAGGCCUCUGAUUGAAGCGUUUGUCAUGUAAAUGCUAGGGCGCGUGAUGGACGACCCUGUAGACCUGACAGAGCGUCGUAGCUCCUCUGCCAUUGGCGGUCAGCUGCUCACGUGGUCUGUCAAGAAGGUGAUAUGAGGGUGGAGGGCCGUUUUACAGCUUUGACAUACUACCUAGAGGUUAGCGCCGGGCAGCGACAAUUAAUGACUGCCUGGUCCCCCAUAAACUCUCGCCGCUGAUAACAACAGGGCCCUACAAUGAACUCGUACUUAGAAUACCCCGUCUGCAACCGAGGAACCAACAUUUUCAACACCAAGGCCGGAUACCACAACCUGAACCAUGGAUAUAUGUCGUCGCUGUCCCCGGGUCAAUGCGCAACAAGUGAUGGCUACGGAGGCGAAGGCCGGCUGGUGGGUGCCAGCAGCGCAGCUUGUCCAACCCACCAGAACCCCGGCCACCCUCUCCACCACCACCAUGGCAACAUGGACCUCCAGUUUCCGUCCCCAGGGACCGCCACGGUGUACGGGGCGCAGGUCGGGCCGCCCAUGGACUACGGGCACCACCAGUAUGGCCUCGGCCACGAGCAGGAGCGAAUGUUUCUGACUGCAUCCCCCGGAUCUAACAUGGCGCCCUACGGGGACGGCUGCGGGCCAGCUGGCCAGUAUCUGCACUUCAGCAGCGGGGAUCAGAGGCCUCACGAACCUAUUGAGAGUGUUUACUCGAGGCUACCGUCCCAAACCAAGGAGAGAGACCCAGACCACGGCGAGCAAACGUCUAAAACCUUCGACUGGAUGAAGGUGAAGCGGAAUCCCCCUAAAACAGCUAUCCUGAGUGACUACGGGGUCCCCGGCCAGAUGCAGAACGUCAUCCGCACCAACUUCUCCACCAAGCAGCUCACGGAGCUGGAGAAGGAGUUCCACUUCAACAAGUACCUGACCCGGGCACGGCGCGUGGAGGUCGCCGCCAGCCUGGAGCUCAACGAGACUCAGGUGAAGAUCUGGUUCCAGAACCGAAGGAUGAAGCAGAAGAAGCGCGAGAAAGCAGGAAGUGUCCUCCUGCUCCACAGCCAAGCACCUGCGGAGAGCGGCUCCCCUCCCAAAGCUUCACCGGCCCAACUCGAGACUUCUCCCCGAGUCAAGCGGAAAGACUGUGAACUAUGACGGCGACUUACGAUCGAUUCUUCAAUUAGUAACAUAUUCACGCUAUACCUCCCGAGUGGUGAUCACUGAUACGUGUAAAAAAUACUUGUGGACUUGUGGAUAAUACAGGGUAAUUAGUUUGUGAUUUAAUGUAUGCAUUUCUUUCUGAAUUGGAUGCCACUUUACUUCCUGUUCUUGAUGCAUUUGUAGCAUUCGUGUUGUGUUUUAUGUUGUAGCACUGACGUGUUGUCAGUGUAUUUCUUUGCACUAUUUAUUAACAGGGUAUUUUACAAGAAUUGUGAUGAUUAGGCAUAGCCUAAUAAAGACUCUACCAUUAUAA